Molecule: messenger RNA, 3336 nt
Organism: Oreochromis niloticus (Nile tilapia)
Lineage: Eukaryota; Metazoa; Chordata; Actinopteri; Cichliformes; Cichlidae
Product: collectin-11
Exons: 5
Coding region: 1630-2349 (239 amino acids)
Cellular component (GO): multivesicular body
Source: RefSeq, a predicted model, not a curated record
GUAUUUACAUGUAUACUAUUAAGUUUACAUGCACUAUUAAGAUUAAGGUAUGAACUGAUUUUUUGUGAAUUUAUUAAUAGAGAAUUUUAUAAAAACUUAUUUGAUUAUUAUUAUUUUAUUUACUUAUUUUUUAAAAAUUCAUAGUUAAUUCAGGCAGUUACUGGUAGUCAUUUAACCAUUUUGUGGGACUUCAUCUAAAUUGAUUAUUAUGUUUAUCUUAUAAAGCAUUUAUUAAUGAAAAUAAAGUAGCUCACAAAGUCUUGGUUAUCUUCAUGUAAAAGGUUAACAUACGUGUUUAAGUUGAAAUGUGUGGCUGGUAAAUCUGGAUUAAACUGAUAGUUAAAAGGUUAAGAGAUAAAAAGACUUAUGGGGUGUUAGUUCAGUUUAUGUCUUCAUAAAGAAAAAAAAGGGAACACCCCAGUUAUAUUUUGGUCUUUGUUAUAUCUUUCAGUGUUGAUUCAGUAUUUUCUAAUUACACUUUACAUCUUCCAUGGCAUUACUUAAAAAUACCACUAGGUGGCGCAUAGCGCUCAGGAGGAGCGUAACCCUCCCUGGGAGGCAAAUUUGCAGAAUAAAUCCUGCAGUUGAAUCGGAAACAAGUUCAUGAUCUGUGCCUCUUUAUUUCAAUACACAGCUGCGGGAUCUAGGAUCGCACCCCUCCCAGGCACCUGUCACACCAGGGGGGCAACAUUCACAACAGAAAAAUGACAGACAAAUCAAAAAGAGAUACAAAACAUACCAAUAUUUAUUGCCAGGUGUAAAUGUCAACCCCCAGAGAUUUGCAGAAGAUUGCAAUGUAAGUUGGAACAGUGUCUAAGAUGGUAAGAGCGAUUAAAGACAGAAAGAAAAGUCGGAGCUACAGGAUAUCUUACCUUUAAAAUACUGAAGCUUCUUCAUUUAGAAUAAAAUAUGAAUGAGAUUAUCACAAAAGUGAAUGUUUCACAGAGCUUCACGAACAAUUGUAAACACUAUCAACAAAAUGCCCAUUAUAUUAAACCAGUAAGCAGGGAAAUGUCUCUGGGAUGUUUUUAAUUUCUUUUGUUGAUUCCUAAAGUUCAACUUUCCUCAGGUCUGUAGUCUGUUACCGAGUUUCAGUAAGAUAACUCAGCACCCACUCAGGUUCAGGUCCAAAAUGCUCCCGAAUUAGUCAAAAAAGUAAGAGUGAUGUUGUUCUUUUAGACAUGUAAAGUCAGCUAAAAUAAACAAAUUACAAGACACUUUGGAGCUGAAUAUAACUUUAUAAAUUACAUAAUAAGGAGGAGCAAUACUUUAUAAGUGAUAAAUAAAGCACUUACUAAUCCUUUAAUCCUUUAUAUUGUGUAAUUAUUAUGAAGUGUUAUCAAAUGAUGUUGCUUGAAUGGAAGUUUGUGUAUACACACUUUAGUCAUUCUCUGGUCAGAGAAUGACUAAAGAAUGGCCCAAAGCCAAAGAGGGAGGCUUUGGGCCUCAUAGAUUUUUUUCUCUAUUCUGCCUUGUUUCCAAUCAAAUACUCACCUGGUUUUUAUUUCCUCUUCAACGAGUGGCUCAUAUAUUUUUGACUUUGAGUUCUGAGCUGUAUUUGUUUGAAAGCAGCACACGAAGCAGUUCAGCUAGUGGAUAACUGCUUGUAUACUGCUCUGCAUUUAAACAAUGAUGGCAUGGCUCCAAUUCUGUGUCCUCUUCCUGGUGGCUCCAAUUGGGUACAGUCAGAAUCCAGGUUCUCGUGGUCCCAAAGGAGACAGAGGACUUCCUGGACCAGUUGGUCCACCUGGAGUACCAGGACCACCAGGUCAAAAAGGAGAUACUGGAUUUGAUGGACCACUUGGACAUCCUGGACUACCUGGAAAAAUUGGUAAUGUGGGACGACUUGGACUUCCUGGACCACCUGGACAAGCUGCAGACUGCAGAAUAGAGCUCUUUGGUUACAUAGACCAGGACCUUCAAACCAUUAGAGCCCUAAAGGAAAGAAUAACCAAGUUAGAGCUGGUUAUAAACUACGAUUUUGCCCGAGGAGUUGAUGAAAAAUAUUUCGUGUCCAACAAGGAAAGAGGCUCUUUCUUGCAAGCUGUUGAGUUCUGCUCCCAGCGAGGAUUAGAGCUGGCUUUGCCCCAGAGUGACAAAGAGAAUUGCUUACUCACUGAAGUGUUUGAAAGCAGUCCUAAAACAGUCUGGAUUAAUGUCAGCAAUAGAAAAGCAGAGGGAAACUUUGGAGCUGAUAUGAAAAACCGACCUCUGACCUUUACCAGCUGGGCAGAAGGGCAGCCAGACAAAUCCAUCCAGGAUCCAGGCUGCACCACGCUGUCAGAAGACGGUGUUUGGAGAGUGACAAGUGAAUGCUCUAUGAAUGCUUACAUUGUUUGUCAGUUAUAGAAAUGCCUUUGAUGACAUGAAGUAAAGUAUAUCUCUUUGGAUUCUGGUGUGGGAAAAUCAAAUGGAGUACAGAUAUGUAAUCUAAUGUAUUACAUAUCGAUCUGGUGCAAUUUUCAUAUUCCUAUAAAACAGGUCAAAAGAUUCUUUCAAAUCUUUUAUUACAUUUUUAGGUAAGGUGAAAAAUUCUUUCGAGACCUACAGUAUUUAGCAACCAUUCACCAUACAGUAGCCAUAUUUAUAUUCAUACAGCAGAAUGACAAGUUGUGGAGGGCAUUCUGGUCCGGUGGCCCCAAGAUCUCAUCUCUGCUUUAUGUACAUGACUUGAUCAAACAACAAACUGCUCUUUCUGCUUUGGCACACUAUUAAGACACACCAUUAAGCAUUAGUAAGAUAUUAGUAAGUGUUUCAGUUAUCAUUUAUAAAACAUUACAAAGCAUUACUCCUCCUGUAUAAAUACUGAUAUAAAUGUUUAUUCUUGAUUAAUAGGUUCAUGUAUAAUGCAUAUGUAAUAUAUAACUGUGAUCAAAGUAUUUACAUGUAGACUAUUAAGUUUACAUGCACUAUUAAGAUUAAGGUAUGAGCUCAUUUUUUGUGAAUUUAUUAAUAGAGAAUUUUAUAAAAACUUAUUUGAUUAUUAUUUUAUUUACUUAUUUUAUUUUUUUAGGUCAUAGUUAAUUCAGGCAGUUACUGGUAGUCAUUUAACCAUUUUGUGUGACUUCAUCUAAAUUAAUUAUUAUGUUUACCUUAUAAAGCAUUUAUUAACGAAAAUAAAGUAGCUCACAAAGUCUUGGUUAUCUUCACAACAGAAAAAUGACAGACAAAUCAAAAAGAGAUACAAGAUACAGAAGAUUGCAAUGUAAGUUGGAACAGCGUCUAAGAUGGUAAGAGGGGUUUAAGACAGAAAGAGAAGUUGGAGCUACAGGAUAUCUUACCUCUAACACCUUGUUAAUCCUUUAUAUUGUCUAAUUAUUAUAAAGUGUUAUCAAA